UGGUGUAUAACGGACGUUAACGUCGUUUCGUAUAAACGAUAAUUAGAUUUUUCAUUUCGUCAUUUUAAAAUGUAUCAAGAUGACGCCCAAAGUAAUUCGCACAGCAUAUAAACCCUGUUCGUUGUUUUUCGAAUCGAAUCAUCCCAAAAGAUUCUUCAAAUACAGUUGACCGUAGCUACAGCCGUUACGAGUUUUUCUCAUGUAACGGACAUUAGAAAAAGUGUAUGUUGACGUGUCUUAAUUUGAAAAAGAUUAUAUAAUUUCGUGUUAAUUCAGUGUAUUUUACUUAUGUUUUGGACAUUUUUGUGACAUUAUUUCGGACAUUUGUGAGUCGACUUAGUUGCGGUUGCAAUUUAGAAGUACGAUAACAAAGAUGGAUAAGCCAAAGUAUACGAGAAUCCAUUCCUAUGGGAGUAUGAGCUCUGCAAGAAGUGAUGACGAUAUGACCGUGCACAGCCAAGUAUUCCCAUACCAGAAGAAAAUGAUUGUGAAAAGGGAGAUUUUGUAUGAAGAAGAACAUCCACCGUUCCAGCCGCUUUUCGCAACAUCGAGAAUUUUUGGGAAAGCUAGAUUCGCGUGUCUAUUGCUGAUUUAUGUAAUGUUCUACGCAACAUACCUUUUGUCUGGAGCACUAGUGUUUUCAGCAUUAGAGACGCCGAUGGAAAAUCAAAUAAGAUUGGAAGUUAUCCGUGCGAAGCAAGAUUUUAUGCUGAAAAAUCCAACUGUUUUGGAUGCUGAUCUAGAGGCACUCCUGGACGUGGUGAUAACUGCCAGCAACCAAGGAGUAUCAGGUUCUAGAAAUGUCAGUGCGGGCCCCAAUUGGACUUUUGGUCAAUCGCUCUUCUUUGCAUCCACUGUCGUCACUACUAUUGGUUAUGGUCACGUAACACCACUAUCGAAACCAGGCAAAAUGUUCUGUAUGGCGUACGCUUUGCUUGGAAUCCCCCUGACUCUGGUACUGCUGUCUGCUCUGGUGGAACGUCUGCUGCUCCCAGCGACCUCCUUGCUGAGGGCGCUCAAUAGCUCGCUGGGUCACCUGUAUCGACCAUUCACUAUACGGCUUGUGCAUCUUUCGAUUAUCGUGCUGAUGCUCGUGAUAUUCUUUCUGGUGAUACCGGCGGGGGUGUUUUCUGCAAUCGAGCCGGAAUGGGACUACUUGGACUCGUUCUACUACUGCUUCAUCUCGCUCACAACCAUUGGCCUUGGUGAUUACAUCCCGGGAGACUCCCCUGAUCAGAUGUAUAGACCCCUCUACAAAGUUGCUACGACGUUUUACUUAUUACUGGGUCUCACGUUCCUCAUGCUGACUCUGACUGUCUUCUACGAUAUACCUCAGCUGAAUCUCAGCAGCGUGUUUUCUUCGAUGAAACUCGACGAUGAUCCGGAGAAGAUGCGUUUAAGUGGUUCUGGAGGGAUUUGCCCUGGGUACGGUAUCGGGGGACUUAUGAUGAGGGACGACUACAACCACCAUGACCAACGCCGUUCCGUUGUACACAUCAGGCCACAUUUGGAUGAUAGCCCAAGCCCCGAGGACACCACGCCAGUACAUGCUAGAGACCUAAGAGUCCAGUAAAUUCUAUCCAACAAUAGACCGACUUAUUCUGAAAACCUUGCGCGACUCAUAAUUUAUUCUUACGUCAUUGUAUCCACUAUUAAAGGAUCGAUAAAGGCGGCCGUCAACAAAUAUUAGACUAGACGCGAUGUGAAUAUUUUGCUCACUGAAUUUCUUUAGUUUAAGUAUUUUGUGAGUUUUAUGCUUGAUUUAAUGUAGAUAUUGUGGUAUUUUUGAUGUAUGAGAGAAAAACAUAAAUAUUUAAUAUAAUACUAAUACAUGUAGGUACUAACAUAACAACAUAACAUAAAAAUUUUAUCGUGGAUAUGACUUAACGUUAAGUUAUAUAAAAAAACAUGGUAAAAUACUAACUGACUU
Colias croceus (clouded yellow) is the source of this 1930-nucleotide messenger RNA. Its product is annotated as potassium channel subfamily K member 1-like. NCBI's taxonomy places the organism in Eukaryota, Metazoa, Arthropoda, Insecta, Lepidoptera, Pieridae. Bases 374 to 1573 code for a protein of 399 amino acids. Gene Ontology annotation, molecular function: potassium ion leak channel activity. The transcript is spliced from 5 exons. Gene Ontology annotation, biological process: potassium ion transmembrane transport; stabilization of membrane potential. Gene Ontology annotation, cellular component: membrane. The record is from RefSeq and is a predicted model, not a curated record.